Liolophura sinensis is the source of this 9019-nucleotide messenger RNA. RefSeq lists its product as uncharacterized. The coding region runs from base 111 to 9008 and encodes 2965 amino acids. The record is from RefSeq and is a predicted model, not a curated record. NCBI's taxonomy places the organism in Eukaryota, Metazoa, Mollusca, Polyplacophora, Chitonida, Chitonidae. The transcript is spliced from 11 exons.
AAGAGGGAGAAGCAUGUGUUCGAGGUUUACAUAAACUGUCAACCAUUUAUUAAUGGAUUCCCAUCUGGAGACAAUUUCUGCUGAAAUGUUGCUGUGAAAAUACAACAGAAAUGGCGACGAUAAUGCUAGAAUAUUUGCCACCAACCAUCGUGCUGGCUGGCCAGUCGGAGGUGUUUGUGACGCACGUGGUGGACCCAAGUCACUUCCACUGUCAGCUGAUGGAGUCGUCGUCCAGACUAAAGGAUCUGAUGGAUGAACUACACAUGCACUGUUCUAACUGUAACCUUCAGGAGGAGGCCCUGACCAGCUAUGACCUUGGAAUGCCCUGCCUUGCCCAAUACACCGCUGACAAGGAGUGGUACAGAGUCAUUAUCACAGGUUUGCUUGCCAAUGGCCUUGUGGAGGUGUCGUUUGUGGAUUACGGUAACAACGAGAUUGCAGACAGUAGCAGACUAAGAAAGAUGAAACCUGAGUUUAUGGAACUACCCAUCCAGGCCAUCCAAUGUGGGAUGGCUAACAUUGUCUCACCCCAGGGUUUCUGGUCCCCAGAACACAUAGCCCAGUUUGAAGAUCUCAUUCUGGAGAAGACAUUCACAGCAAAGUUUCUCUCCUUGCUAGAAGGUGACAGUGUGUGCUGCGUAGAGCUGCUGAAUAGUGCAGGCUCAAGCAUCAAUAAAAUGUACGGCAGUAUGACAGCCACAUACAAAAUGGAUGGCGGAAGUAAGUUUGCUGGUGGGGACAACCUCCGUGUAACGGUGACGGAUAGUGAGCAGGGGGGUCAUAGAAGAGAGGCAUUCCGUGACAGAGGUGAGAGGAAAGGUUUCAGUGCUGAGAGGGGACACCCGAGAUCUGUGUAUUCAGAGAGAAAGUUGUCUUCCGGGAGUGAGAGCAGCAGCAGUGGUAGUGUACGUAGACCUCUUGGAGCGGGCUCUGAGCGACCAUCUGGAAGGUUCAGCACCGGGGAUGGGGACAAAGACCACACCCCACGGUCUUCUAACGACCGCAGGUGGAUUGAAGAUAAAGAAGGAAGGAUUAGAAAUGCGUUUUGGGGAGACUCGGGGCCAGGCAGGAGAUGUGGAAAUUACAACAGUCACGACGAUAGGCUUAGCACAGAUUAUGAGGCCCCUGCACGUGCUGGGCCUCGGGGAUCAGGGAAAACCUGGGCAAGUGGUUUUGAGAAAUCUAACAGUGACAGAGGUUCAGCUCAGGUGACAGACAUGGAUAACAUGUUCAAGUCCAUGAUGGUGAGUCUGGGAGAGAGUUGUGAAGUUUAUGUGAGCUUUGUUAACACGCCUUCAGAGUUCUGGAUCCAGCUGUCUAAAAGUACAGAAGCAGUUGAUGAGCUGAUGGAAAAAAUCAACAUGUUCUAUGGAGCUUUAUCACCCAGUGAGAAUCGCCUACGAAGUGUUAGUGAAGGAAUGCCCUGUGUGGCGCAAUACCCAGAGGACGAGAGGUGGUACAGGGCGGUCAUCAGACAAUAUGCCGGCGAGAACUGUGAGGUGCAGUUUGUGGACUAUGGAAACUCGGAUUUUGUGACAACAACUGGCUUAAGGAGUGUUGCUCCAGAUUUCUUCACACUGCCAGUACAAGCUGUGAAGUGUAGCCUGAACUCUCUGGACACAUCUGGCAGUGACUGGAGUGACAAAGCCAUUGCUAAAUUUGAGGAGUUGACGAUGGACAAACCUUUAACUUGUAAGUUUGUCUGCUGUGGUAAAGGAGGGGCCACUAAUGUGUCUCUAACAGAUCCAGCUAAUGGUGCAGAUGUAACUCAGACAUUGCUCCAAGCUGGACUGGCGCAGAAGACGCAAGUGCCUGGCCAAAGAACUACAGCAAGAUCUCCCCCGAAGAACACAGCAGCUCCUCCACCAGCAGGGAAUUUCAAAGAGCAGCUAAUCAGGAAUGAACAGAAAGCAAAUGUCGUAGUGUCAUGGAUGACAAACCCGGAGAACUUCUGGUGUCAGUUGGUUUCCCAGCAACAGCAAAUUAUUAAGCUCAACAAAAGCUUACAGUUGCAGUAUGAGAAAUCUAGGUGCAGAGGUAUACCACCGAAUUCGGUGAGAAAAGACAUGCCUGUCAUUGCAAAGUUUUCAGAGGAUGGUUGCUGGUAUCGAGGAAGAGUUGUGGAAGUUUCCUCAUCAAAAGCUCAAGUUUUGUUUGUGGAUUAUGGUAACACGGAAACUGUAGCCUGUACUGGACUUCAGUACCCUCAAGAAAGCACCAUGAAAAUACCUUUGUUAGCUGUGAAAUGCAAGUUAAGGCACAUCAAACCUGUUGGGGAUGCCUGGAAUCCUAAAGCUGUGAGUUUGCUAGAAUCUGUUGUGGGAGAUGAAGCUAAUGCUGUUUUCUAUCAGAAGCAAGGAGAUGCUUAUUUGAUUGAGCUUUUUUCUGGGGGCAAAAAUGCUUCCAAAGAGCUUGUGAAAGCAGGCUUGGGUAAAAUCCAUGGAGCGUCACAAGAAACCAUCCCCAGCUUCCCCAAAAUCCAUCUGGUUCAGGUGAACUCAGAAGUCACUGUGUACGUCACUAGCAUAGAUGGUGUGGACAGUUUCUGGUGCCAGCCGUCCUUUGCUGAGACAGUUGAUCUUGAGACGGCGUACGCUGGUCGGACAGACACCUUAGUCAACCCGUCGGUAGGAAUGCCCUGUGCGACCAAGUUCAGUGUGGACGGACUUUGGUACAGAGCAGAGGUUGUUCAAGUCAUGAGCAGUGACUGCAUUGUACACUUUGUGGACUAUGGAAAUGCUGAAGUUGUGAAGAAAUCAGAACUGAAGUGUGUCAAGCCUGAAUUCUUUGAAAUACCUGUGCAAAGUUUCCACUGCAGUUUGAAUGGAAUCCAGGACGAUGGCAGCAUUGAGCUGAAAAAUAAGUUCAAUGAGCUUACCCACGAUAAAGAGCUGAAGGCCAAAAUCACCCACAAAGAAGGUGAGGUGUUUUACCUUGAUCUGUAUGAAUCAGAUUCCUUACUAGUCAAGCAACUCACCCCUCUUUGCUCUGUACAGACGGGAACAGAAACUAUGGAAUUCUUGCCUGUGCCAAACAUGACGGGACAAAGUUUCAAAGCUUAUGUUAGUGCCACUGUCUCGUUGGAGGAGUUUUACAUUCAGCCUGCCGAGUCACAGAGAGAUCUUGACAACAUGACCGAAUUGAUGAAACAGUAUGCAAGUGGACAGGGGAGUCCGUUACAGAGUGCUACAGUAGGUCAGAUUUGUGCUGUGAAAUACACAGAGGACCAGGCCUGGUAUCGAGGGAAGAUUUCUGCUGUGCAUGGGAAAACUGUUCAUGCUGUUUUUGUGGACUAUGGCAACUCUGAAGACAUACCAUUGUCAGACACGAGAAAAAUUGUCACUUCUCUGCUGGAGGUCCCACCAUUGGCGUAUCCUUGUAGACUGGCUCAGGUGAAAGCCCCUGCUGGAGUAUGGACCAGUCAAGCACUGGCCUUUUUUGAGGAAUUGGUUAUGGACAAGGAGCUUGAUUGUAAAUUCAUCACAAAGAAUACUGUAAAGAUGACUGCUCCCAAUGGUGAUGUUGGCAGUUUGUUAGUGGAAGCUGGCCACGCUGAAAGUUUAGAAACUCCAGCUUCUGCCUCAUUGGUUAGGAAAUACCCACCACCCACGUUGCCAAGGGACACCCUGUGUGGAUAUGUCUCAUGCGUGAACAAAUCAGGUCUGUACAUUCAGCCAACGGAAAACACAGAGCAGCUAGACCAGAUGACGGAGGAGUUGCAAAGAUUGUCCGGAAAACUGGAACAGGAACCAGGACUGAACAGUGUGCAACUUAGGCAGGCAUGCUGUGCUAAGUUUUCUGAAGAUGAUAGCUGGUACAGAGGUGAAGUUGUUGAGGUAAAAGGCAAGGAAGUCACAGUCCGAUUUGUAGACUUCGGAAAUUUGGAAGCCUUUGAUGUGGCUGUAUUGAAGAAUAUACCAGAGGCUCUUGCCAAGCAAGCACCACUGGCUUUACAUUGCUUCCCAGAUCCCAAGGCAUCGUUGGCGCUGCCAGAGGUGGAAAAACUUUUGGAUGAUAAACAUGACAAGGAAAUUACCAUAAAACUUCUGACCAAAACAGCUCCGUUCAGUGUGAAGUUAAUAAGUGAAAGUGACUCUGGUCCACAAGAUGAGGAUGCUGGAUCCUCGACUAGAAUAGAAGCUGUCAGUCCUUCCAGUUUACCCAAACCUCGGCUAACUCCAGGCAUCCUUAAGGGUUUUGUUACACAGGUGGAUGCCACAGGACUGGUGUUCGUACAGAAACAUGGUGACGAAGAUCCAUUGACAGAGCUUUCUGAGAAGUUACAGGUGUAUGAUGCAGAUUUUACAGCAGGGAAAUUCCCUCUCAAUGAUGCCAAAGUAGGAAGCAAAUGCUGUGCAAGGUUUUCUGAAGAUGAAGCCUGGUACAGAGCGGAGAUUUUAAAGAUAAGCACGGAUAAAACUACCGUACGGUUCAUUGACUUUGGCAACUGUGACUCGGUUUCAUCUGUUACAGAGCUUAGAGGAAUUCCUGCAGAUUUAACAAGUAUUCCUCCAUUUUGCAUUCAGUUCAGAGCGCAAUCCUUGCUCUCUUCAAAGAAGAUAUCUGAAGUCAUGCAGUUUGUGGAUGGAAAAUGUUUAGAGUUCGAAAUCACGUCCACAGUGGAACCACUUGAUUUGAAGUUGAAAUGUCAAGAUGGCUUACAGCUGAUGAAACUGCUUCAGGGACCUGUGCCAUCUGGUGAGCCUGUAGACAGCACCGGGCUGUUGGAAAACGCUGGACGAUCACAAUCACCAAGCACCAGGCAGUCCUUCCCCAGCACAGUGCUGCCUCAAGACAAGGCUCCGGUAUAUGUGACCGGGGUAGAACGGUCUGGGCAAGUCUUUGUCCAGCUUGCACGGGAUGAAGAAAAACUGAUGUCACUGGCUGACAGAUUGCAGGAGCUAGGAGAAGGCUGCCCUGCGCUGACAACUGCAGCCACCGGGGACUGCUGCUGUGCGAAGUUCUCUCAGGAUGAGAUGUGGUACAGAGCUGAGGUGGUCUCAUCAGACUCAUCCAAAGUGACAGUUCGCUUCCUGGACUAUGGUAAUCUGGAUGAAGUGGAUAGGAGUUCUCUUAAAGCGAUCCCUGAAGAAAUGCUGAAAGAACCAUUCUAUUGUUUAACCUGUAGAUUGAUUGGAUGUAGCGAGCUGAGUGAAGCGGACGUGGCCUACCUCCUAGAACACACCACAGAUAAAACCGUCUAUGUUGAAUUUGCGAAUAAAGAAGAGCCAUACCAGAUCUACCUGACUUCAGAAGAAGGUGAAGAUUUAGGUGUCAAACUAAGAGAGUCUUCCAAGCCAACUGAUGAAGUGCCAGAAAAAGUACAAGAACCAAGCCAGUCGCCGAGUCCGUCGUUCAAGGUGGAAAACCGAACCAGUUACAGAAAGCAGAAUGUACCCAAAGGAAAAAAGACUGCUUAUGUCACCCAUGUAGAUGAUUCGGGGUUGUUCUACAUCCAGCUGGAAGAUGACACUUCCAAGAUCGACGCCUUGUCAGAGAAACUGAUGGACCUGGCAAGCGAAUUGGAACAGGAUAAUGAACCGCUGGAGAAAGUUGAUCCCGGAUCUAUUUGCUGUUGUAAGUUCUCUGAGGACGGACUGUGGUAUCGGGCGUGUGUCAUGGACAAGGCACCCCCCUGGGUCCAUGUCCGUUUUAUCGAUUACGGUAAUGAGGACAGAGUGCUGGAGAAGGAAGUCUACACUCUACCACAGGCAAUACAGUCUCAGCCUCCGUUUGGCUUCGCCUGUUGCCUCCAGGGUAUUCAGCUGACCCCGCACCAGGUUGCUAAGCUACGAGAAAUCACAGAAGGAGAGGCAGUCAGUGUGAUUUUCCUGACUUCCACUGACCCCUACGAAGUGACUAUGACGAACUCUGAGGGGAAACUAAUCCAGACACUGUUGGGACCAGCCAUUGACCAUGUGGCUGCCAUUGUGGACAAGCUAGUGGCAGACAGCUUAGCAGAGUCCUCGGCCAAAGCACAAGAUGUGGCAUUUACUGAACUCCAUUUAAAAUUGGGAAGCCGAGAGGAGAUGUUCGUGAGUCAUUCUGUAUCACCCGAUCAGUUUUGGUGCCAGCCGGCAGCCUCGGAGACUGAGCUAGCUGAGUUGAUGGAUUUCAUUGCUGACUACUGCGGACAACUUACCGAGUCAGAAAGGGGGAUAACUUGCUCCCCUAACCAGCCCUGCCUGGCCCGAUUCACGGAAGACGAGAGCUGGUACAGAGCGAAAGUUGUGUCCACUCAAGCCUCAGGAGUGGAGGUGUUUUUUGUGGAUUAUGGAAACGCAGACAUUGUCCCUGAGGCUGAUCUGGUGUCCAUAAAGCCAGAUUACCUGACUUUGCCAGCCCAAGCUGUACAGUGCAGACUUUUUGCAUGUCCACCAGUUAGUUGGGAUCAUAGUGCUGUGCGUAAGUUUGCUGAAGUGACAGCGGAGAAGAAACUGCUGGCUGAGAUGAUGAGCUGUGAUAAGACAGAGUCAGGUGUGGUGUACACUGUGCUGCUGAGAGACAUGGGCGUGGACCUGAGCACUCAGUUAGCCAUGUCCACAGAGUCGCAGAAACCAGACAGUGGAUUAAGCCAUCUCCUUGCCAGUGAUGCAGAGUCUACGGGGCUGACUGAUUCGCUCAAGGUGCAGGUGUCUGAAUCGCCAUCUCCCUUGUCUGACACCAUGGAAAACACAACUGUGCCCUCAGGGAGCUGCAACACCUCUGCAACCAGCGAUUUGUUCACGCGGAUCCGUGUGAUAGAGGGCUCGCGAUUCGAGGUGACCGUCAGUCAUUCUGAGUCGCCAAGUCACUUCUGGGUCCACCUCAAGGCAAACUCUGACCAGCUUAAGUCCAUGAUGGAUGUUUUCAAUGAAGCCAUGGCAUCUACUCGGCCCGACGACCAACCUCUGGCUGUCACCCAGGCCUGCGCAGCACUGUCUGCAGAAGACGAGGUGUGGUACCGGGGUGAGGUGAGGGAAAUAAACUCUGCCUUGAACUUGAUCGAUGUCUUCUUUGUGGACUACGGAUGCACAGAAUCUGUGGACAAGGUCAAUGUUCGACCCAUACCACCAGAAUUCAUGGCUCUACCCGCCCAGGCUGUAGGAUGUGGCCUCAGUGAGAUUCGAUUCCAGGGCACACUGUGGACAAUGAAAGCCAAAAACCACUUCAAUGAUUUGGUGCUAGACAAGUCAUUAAUAGCCAACAUUGUACAGGUUGGAGAAGAUGGAGACUGUAUUGUCCAGCUGUUAGACAUGGGCAUCUGUGUGGCCCGGAAGAUGAUAGAGGAAGGGUUGGGGGUGAGCACAGACACACGUGUCCCCACUCCACCUCACCUGAAGAAGGUUUUCACGGACUCCCCUUUCAGUGGGCAACCCCUGAAGGAAGAGGCAGAGUCGGCGAGUAACAGUGAUGGAGAUGUAUUUGCCACGCCCACAUCUGUCAAAGGUGGAGGUGGUGUUGAGGACAUUCCCAAGAUCAGGUUGAUUGUGGGCGAGGAGAGGAAGGUUAGCGUUAGUCAUGCUGAUAGUCCGGGACGGUUCUGGUGCCAGCUGACAUCCCCACUCCCACAGUUGGAGGACCUGAUGGCUCGACUCCAGAGCAACUACAGCCAGACUCAGACAUCUACCCCGAUCAUACCCCAGAGCAUGUGGAAGACUGGCCAGCUCUGUGUGGCCAUCUGUAAUGAGGACCAGCAGUACUACAGAGCCAAGAUUGUCUCCCUUUCCGAGGACUCGGCAGAAGUGUUUUAUCUGGAUUACGGCAAUGUGGAAAGCGUGCCUUUGUCGGCAAUCCAGCCUAUCUGUGAAGAUUUGCUGAAUUUACCCGCUCAAGCAGUCCGCUGCUCUCUGGCUAAAGUCAGACCCGAGAGCAUUUCCUGGGAGGAUAACAGCUGUAGUCGGUUCGAGGAGAUGAUCUAUCAGAAGGAACUUGUUGCCAAAGUGGUAGGGUUUGUGGACGACACGGCGUUGGUGAACUUGCGAGACGACACUUUCAGCAUUAAUGACAGCCUCAUCCAAGGUGGUUAUGCUGUGCCAGGUACGGGAGCUGGGCAGGAUCUUAACGAGGCCCUUCUGGAUAGUGUAUGUAACACACUUAAUGCUUUAGAUGAAACUUCUGUCAGCAGAACAGCUCCUAAAAAGAAACUUUCGGAAUUGCCGUCCCCGAUAGCUCGCUCUGAAAGUGGCGAUGGUUGUGAACCUGAUUUGAAGGACUUCACGUGUGAUGGUAUCCAGUUCAAUUUGACGGAUUAUUUGAACUUGGAUUUAGAGGAAGGAAGUGAGUUACAGGUGUAUGUCUGUAACAUUACAGACCCAGGGAACUUCGGUCUACAGCCUGUGUGUCGCAGUGCUGAUCUAGAAAGCUUGAUGGCUGACAUAGCUGAGCACGUCUGCACCGAUGUAACUCUCACCAGCUCUGAUGAGCUCACGAUUGGCUUCCUCUGCUUGGCACAGUUCUCUGAUGAUGAUGCUUGGUACAGGGCCAAGAUCACAGAUAUAGAAGAUGAUCAGUACCAGGUGUUGUAUGUGGACUUUGGAAACAGUGAGUGGAGGCCGGAGUCAAAGAUCCGUGCCCUCCCAGAAACAAUGUUAAGUCUGCCUGUACAAUACAUCCCGUGCUGUCUGGCUGACAUCUGGUCAGAUGGGGACAACUGGUUAGCUGAUACAACAGCCUUCUUUAGAGAUAUGUGUGAGGAUAAGACCCUGAAAGCUCGCAUCGGUAAGAAAGAGAACGGGCUGUACCACGUGUACUUGUUUGACGAGGAGGACCACACGGGCUGGUCAUUGAACAGGUACCUGCUGUCUAAAGGGGUUCAGCUGAUUCCUGGUUCCGAGCUGGACAUUGAGCUGGAGAUGGAGGACAGUCUGCAGCCUGAUCUGGAGGGAUCAUUCCAUGAUAUGUCCAUCACAAAGGAAAGUUCAUUCUAUGACUGUGAAAAUGGUUUAGCAGUUAAUGAUUGUGCAGAGGCUGAUCAAAAUCUGGAAGAAACCAAAGAGAUUUCAGCCACGGAGUCAGAGCAGCCAUAGAAUUGGGCCAA